Messenger RNA from Odocoileus virginianus texanus, 3863 nucleotides. The record is from RefSeq and is a predicted model, not a curated record. NCBI's taxonomy places the organism in Eukaryota, Metazoa, Chordata, Mammalia, Artiodactyla, Cervidae.
GAAAGCGAGCGGUUCAGGGGGCGGUUACCACCUCUACCGGACUCGCCCGGCACGUUGCCGGGCCCUAGUGUGGAGCCGGGAAGGAGCAGCGGUCGCGCUGCGCCAAGGGGUAUAAGAGGUGAAAGAUAUUCAUCCCCUUGAAAGCUCAACAUCCAGUGGAAAGGAUGCUCCAGGAUGAAACGCCAUAGAAAUAUCAGCAGCAGUGACAGUUCAGAGGACAAUCCUUCCACUUCCUCUACUUUCGGCUCAUUGUAUAGGAGCAAGUCAAAAAUGCCAAAUGAACGCAAGAAGCCUGCCGAGGUAUUCCGGAAGGACCUUAUCAGUGCCAUGAAGAUUCCAGACUCUCACCAUAUUAACCCUGACAGCUAUUACCUCUUCACGGAUACAUGGAAGGAAGAAUGGGAAAAGGGGGUCCAAGUACCAGCCAAUCCAGACACUCUUCCACAGCCUUCCGUCAGGGUUAUGGCCGACAAGAAAAAGGAGGUCCUAUUUGUCCGGCCCCGAAAAUAUAUCCAGUGCUCCAACCCAGAGACCUCAGAGCCUGGCUACAUCAACAUCAAGGAGCUGGCAGCAUCUGUGUGCCGCUAUGACCUAGACGACAUGGACAUCUUCUGGCUCCAGGAACUCAAUGAAGACCUCACUGCAAUGGGUUAUGGGCCAGUUGAUGAGAAUCUUAUGGAAAAGACAGUAGAAGUCCUGGAACGCCAUUGCCAUGAAAAUAUGAACCAUGCUAUUGAGACAGAGGAAGGGCUAGGCAUAGAGUAUGAUGAAGAUGUGAUCUGUGAUGUGUGCCGGUCUCCAGACAGUGAAGAAGGGAAUGAUAUGGUGUUCUGUGAUAAGUGUAACAUCUGUGUGCAUCAGGCCUGCUACGGCAUCCUCAAGGUCCCAGAAGGCAGCUGGCUGUGUCGCUCCUGUGUCCUGGGCAUUCAUCCACAAUGUCUGUUAUGUCCAAAGAAAGGUGGAGCCAUGAAGACCACCAAAACAGGGACUAAAUGGGCUCAUGUCAGCUGUGCCCUAUGGAUUCCAGAGGUCAGCAUUGCUUGUCCUGAGAGAAUGGAACCAAUCACAAAGAUCUCCCAUAUUCCGCCCAGUCGGUGGGCCUUAGUCUGCAGCUUGUGCAAGUUGAAGACAGGUGCUUGUAUUCAGUGCUCAAUAAAAAGCUGCAUAACUGCCUUCCAUGUCACCUGUGCCUUUGAGCACAGCCUAGAAAUGAAGACCAUCCUAGAUAAGGGGGAUGAAGUAAAGUUCAAGUCAUACUGCCUCAAGCACAGCCAAAGCAGGCAAAAGCUCAGGGAGUCUGAGUACCCCCUACACAGGGCUUCAGAGCAGAGCCAGGCCAAGAGUGAGAAGACCAGCCUGCGGGCACAGAAGCUUCGGGAGCUGGAGGAGGAGUUCUAUUCCAUGGUCAAUGUGGAAGAUGUAGCCACAGAGCUGGGGCUGCCCGUGCUAAUUGUGGACUUCAUCUAUAACUACUGGAAGCUGAAGCGGAAGAGUAACUUCAAUAAGCCAUUAUUUCCUCCAAAAGAGGAAGAAGAAAAUGUCCUGGUACAGCCAAGGGAAGAGAGUGUUCACACUCGCAUGAGAAUGUUUAUGCACCUACGGCAAGACCUAGAGAGGGUCCGAAACCUGUGCUACAUGAUAAGCAGACGAGAAAAGCUGAAACUGUCAUACAACAAAUUACAAGAACAGAUCUUUGGUUUGCAAGUCAAGCUUGCUAAUGAGGAAAUUGCUGCAGGACUUCCUGUGACAAAUGCACUAGAAAAUUCAUUGUUUUACCCAUCACCAAGAAUUACCUUAAAGUUAAAAAUGCCCAAAUCAGCCACAGAAGAUGGCAGUAACAGCUCCACAGAGCCUGAUCAUGGACCUCUCUCUCCUGAUGACAGCUCCCCUGUUUGUGAUAUGAGGAGCAUGCAGGUGGCUCAAGAUUCACUGGAAAUGAGAAUGAAGUCAUACCCAAAGCAUCCACAAGAGAGCCAGACUGACUGUUUACUGACCAGUAUCAGCGAUGAUAGAAGUGAAGCAGAGGAUCCCAGUCCUGCUUGCAAACUGCCAUCUCCUGAGUUCUAUCAUGGGCAGUCUCUGGGAAAGCCUCUGGUCCUUCAGGCUGCCCUGCAUGGACAGUCUUCCAUUGGGAAUGGGAAAAAUCAACCUAAUCCCAAGUUUGCCAAAUCCAAUGGCCUAGAGGGCACCUGGUCUGGGGAUGUCACCCAAAAAGACAGCUCAGGUGAGAUGUUCUCUGACCAGGAGCCCAUGCUCAGCUCCCACUUGGGUAGUCAGGGCAGCCUUAGAAAAUCUGUGGAGCACCUCAGCAGGUCCUUUAGGGAGGUCACCAGUAAGUGGAUGAAGACCACAGAGAACCUCCAGUGCUAUGUGAAGGCAACCAAGAAUAUUAACCCCAAAGAGCAGCUUUGGGGCAAGCAGCUUGUCAGGCGGUCUGCAGGGAGAGCUCUGUAUCAGGAGAAUGAUGGGUAUUGCCCAGAUGUGGAGCUGAGUGAUUCAGAAGCAGAAAGUGAUGUGAAUGAAGAAAAAGUCAGGGUAAAGAGAGAGAGUUCAGACAGGGAAGAUCCUCCCCAUGAUUCCAAAUGGGAUUGCCAUGGUAAAAGCAAGACAUAUCCUCUUUCCCACAGUUCAAUGCAGAGGUGAUUAGAAGUCCCAAGAAAACCUCCAUCUUUGCCUUUGCCUCAUAUAUUGGGGAAAACUCAUACACCAAAAUGACUCUAGUAUAUGUUGGAAGGAAUUGUAAAAUGGAUUAAAUUUUUCCACACUAAAAGACAUUUUUCUGCAUCCAAUAAGUUACAUAAUAAAAAAAUUAACACACCUCCCCCCCAAAAAAGAAAGAAAAUGUACAAGAGCAAAGAAAGUAUAUGAUCCAUGUUCUCAAACUGUUUUCUAAGAAACAAGAAGUACAUUUAACUGCAUGAGGAAGAAAAUGCAAGCAAUAAAAUUCUACUUUUUAAAGUUUUAAAUUUGCCAAUAUAUAAAAUGUAAAACCCUGCAGAAGAAGCUGCACUGAUAUAAUCACCAAAGAGGAUGCUCUUGGGGGCUCUCUGAUUCAAAACAGAAUACACACUCAGAUUCUACUGACAUCAAAGACAGACAAAAUCCCUACAAACACACUUUCAUAUAGGUAAGUUCUUCAAUGUCCCUCAGAUUGAUUUCACCUCCUCUGUGAAGAUUCCACCCUUGCUCACAUGAGGGUAUCCCACAGUCCUUUGAACUAUCAUAAAUUACUGCAUUGCAUUCUUAAGCAGAACUUCCCAGGUGUCUCUUUCCUAACACUUAAGUUACUUGAAAUUUGGGAUUUUUCUUCCCUUCAUCAUUCAUUUUGUCACUCCUCAGUACCUGGUAUCAGGCUUCAGAUACCCUGGAUUUCCAUAAAGUUGAAAGGUAAUUAUAUAGUUUGUAUUUAUAAGGUAUAGAUAUUCCUGCAUUCAAUUCCUGAUUUCAUUCAUUAUCAUCUGAGUGACUAGGGGCUAACCCUAAUCUCUCCACUCCCUCAACUAAAGCAUUGGGACAAGAAUCCUGGCCUUGGAGGUUCUUUUACGGGUACUCAGGGAAGUAAGUAGUGGCAUGGAACAGAAAUGAUCUCAGCAGAUUGUCUGAUUUUGUGAAUUAUCAUGAUGUUUCAAAACCUUUCAAUAUACAUUACCUCCUAAAGAGAAAUACCCAUUGCCACUGGAUCAAUUCCCUUCUCCGGGUCUCAGUAUCUCCUUCUGUAAAUGAAGGACGUUAGGCUAGAUUUCAUCCAUCCCUUAGUGAGCCUUCUUUCUGAGAAAUUUGUUUUCAGGUGUCCCUGAGGAAUGGUCCAAAGAGCAUUAUUCUUUUCUCUGACCGGCUUGUCGCUAGAGGACUAGCACAGUCAU